CAGAAAUUACAAUGCACCGCUUACAAAAAACGAAAGUGAAAGUGUCGCUUCGGGAAAAACGUUCAAUUUUGAUAAUUUUAUGCCUAACAAUGACAAGGAACAAGACAGCAUAUAGUUGACAGGCUAAAUACUUUCUGACCUGCAUGUCCAUGGAUGCCGCCAAAGCAAAACUCCAAAAAUAAUAAUGUCUGGAGGAGCAACACGACCAGUGCCCCUUGGGGAGGAAUGUCAACAGAAUGAUCACAUGUCACAACAGGAGAACACCAUUGGUUUCUACCUUGAAUGCUGUUUUGAAUACAUUGUGGAUCAUUUGGAUUGGAAAGACCUGCUGCCAUAUGAAUACUUCAAUAGAGAUGAUAGAAUGAAAAUAAGAGGUAUGUCGAAAAAAGCUUCCAACCCAAGAGAUGUUACCCAGUUUUCGUUGGAAACUAUUAUUGAGAUGAAUCAUCCUGACAAAUUUUCGAAGCUGUUGGAGGUUGUUGAAGAAGCAGAGAACCCCAAAAUACUGAAAAUCUUAACGGCUCAGGCGAUUCCACAGAACGCCAACAAAGGAGAUAAGAUUAUAGGCAAAUAUAUUAAAAAGAUCAUGGACAAUCUCAACGUUGUUGAUAUUCUACCUUGUCUCCGUGCACACGGUGUUAUUUCACAACGGGAGUGUGAAGAAGCUUUAGGUCAAAUUCAACUUGGUGGCAGAGCGCUGGCAGCUUUUGAUCUUUCGCUUAUGAUUCCCAACAGACAUGAUUCCUGGCUGGCGACAUUUAUUCUGGCUUUGAUUGAAAGUGACCACGCGGAUAAUCAUCGAUCUAUAGCUAAUGCAAUAAGCCAUGAUCUUGUUCUAGUUGCCGACGAGUAUUUGAAACUAAAAGAACCCAAGCCUGAAUGGAAGGACUUCUUAAAGUAUAAAGGAGAAGUUUGCCUGGCUUCACUUAGUUCUGUUUUUUCAUUUCGAGAAGAAGAUGGAAAACGUAGACAAUGUCCUCCAUCUAAUCACGCCGAUGGCACGGGAGAGGCGCCCGAACCCAGGAUGCACGAGCUUCAUGUUUCCUUUGAUGGAAAACAGAGACAAUGUCCUCCAUCUGAUCACGCCAACGGUUCGACAGAGGCUCCCGAACCCAGGAUGCACGACCUUCAAGUUUCCUUUGAUUCUGGUGAACCAUCGCAGAAUAACCUUAGCCCAGCAAAGUUUGAAGCUGAAGAGAAAAGUAUACUGACGAAACAAGAAGACAACUCGUCCGUGCAGUCGAUGGACCUGUCGUUUUCCUCGUUGCUGAUUGACACAGAAAAUACUAGCGAGUCUGGAUCACAAGAGACCAGCGGUCGUGCAAGGGAUCAUUUAGAUUCUUCAUCCGGUGAGGAAGCUCUAGACAACGCUCUUAAUGACCUGAAAGUUCCCGAAAAAUCUCACCUAAACACUCAGAAGAGUUUUUCAUUUGACGCGAUCAAAGAUGGCAAGAGAACAAAUGUUUCAGCAGAAAAGAGUAUGAAAGACAAAGAUUGCUGUGGGGAGAUUGAUUUAUCACCGUAUCAAAAACUAACACAACCAAAAUACAAUGAAGUUGGUGAAAAAUGUGCUGAACUACACAAGGUUCGUGAGAAGUCUCGGAGUCCACCAGAGAAAAAUAUUAACGAGACGAGGGAACUUUAUCGGCGAUCCCCCGAAGGUUUGAAUAUCACAGGAGAUACGCCUGAUGAUCUUUCCAUUGAGACCGAUUUAGUCGAGGAUAAAGACAUUGAACUAAGGGGUUACCAGAAUGAACUUGCUGCACCAGCAAUUGAAGGCAAAAAUGUCGUCAUUGUUGCUCCAACUGGUUCGGGGAAAACCAGAGUUGCCUUCAAGAUCAUACAGGAGCAUAUUCGUCGACAACUUGGUCAUGGUAUUCCGAAAGUUAUUUUCCUUGUUAAUCAAGUUGCUCUGGCAAAUCAACAGGGAUCCGAAUGUAAAAAGCUUCUCCCCAAGUACAAAACCCAUACGAUCACCGGCGAUUCACAGAGAUCCAAAAACGAGUUUCUGAAGGACUUCAUAGACAAGAGAGAUAUAUUGAUCGUCACUGCCCAAGUUCUACUGGAUUCUUUGGUUAGAAAGGAGAUUGAGAAUAUAUGCAGAUUCUCGCUCAUCAUAUUUGAUGAGUGUCACCAUACCCAGUCCAACCAUACCUUCAACCAGAUAAUGUGGUUGUAUCUGGAUAUGAAGUUCAAAAAAGAAGUUGUUAACUUACCUCAGAUCGUUGGCUUGACAGCUUCAGUCGGUGUUGGAAAAUCAAGGGACACUGAAAAAGCCGUUGACCAUAUAAAACACUUGAUGGCAAAUUUGGACGCUGAAGUCAUUUGCACUGUUGAGAGAAAUAUCGGCGAACUUCGGGAACAUGUUAGUCUACCAGAUGAAGAAAUAAAGACUGUCCAAAAAAGGGAAAAAGACUUCUUUGGAAUUGCCGUUGAUAAAUUGAUGUCAACUCUAGAACAGCGAAUGGCAACGUCUUCGUUGGUGAAAGAAAUGUCCGAGGCAGAGAAAUUUGAAGGUGCUCUGAAGGCACCGGCAACAAAGGGAAAUGCAGCUUACACUCAGUGGGUCAGCAAGUUGUGGCAAGAAACGGCAAAGUUGAAAGACUCAAGGGCGAGAAAGUUUCUUCAUCCUAUCAGAGCUCAUCUUGAGUGCUACAAUAACGCCCUCAUAAUAUACAACGACGCGAGGGUAGAUGACGCAUUACGUUACCUUGAUGGAGAAAUGACAAAAUGGAAAGAAAAUGCUAUCAUGGAUGAAAACGAGAAGCUAAUAUACAGGGCUUACAAAAAGCUCAUAUCAUGCGACUUCAGAGUAAAAUGCAGUGAAAACCCAAAACUCGACAAGUUACGAGAAAUGAUCCUUAAGUCUUACGAAGGCGAAAGGGGUGCUGACUCGAGGGGUAUAAUUUUUGUUAAAACGCGGGAACUUGCUCGAGCUAUUGUAAGCUGGAUGAAAGACACGCCAGGUUUACGAGAGCUGGGCCCAAUACAGUUUGUUGGUCAAAAUAUGAGCGCAGACAAAGGAGGUAUGACAAAGGUCGAGCAGGACGAAGCUCUCAAGUAUUUUCGGGAAGGGAGACACAAGAUCAUUGUAGCUACUUCCGUUGCGGAAGAGGGCUUGGAUAUAACCAAAUGUAACCUCGUCAUACGAUAUGACCAUGUUACCAACGAGAUCUCCAAGGUGCAGUCGAGAGGUCGCGGUAGAGCAGCAGAUAGCAAGUAUGUGUUGAUUGCGGAAGAAAGCACGGGAAUGGCAGAAAAAGAGGAACUAAAUAUGAUCAGGGAGGUCAUGAUGAGGAAAGCCAUUAUCUCAUUGCAGGACUAUAUUCAACGCUUCCCUGAACGUUUUCACAGUGAAUUGAAGAGGUUCCAAGAAGAAGCCAAUUUAGACCGGAAGUUGAAGACGUUAGGGACAAGACGAAAACUGGGAAUGAGCGGAAUUGGCCAGUUUGAAUUGAAAUGCUUGAGAUGUGACAGUUUCAUUUGCAUGUCCGAUAACGUUAAGAAAGUAAAGGAGGCACAUCACGUUGUUGUCGAUGAGACGUUGCCGGAUCGAGUGGAUUUCGUUAAAGGAGGGGCAACGAGAUUUGCGGACGAUAGUAUCCAAUUCAGUGGGAAAGUCAUUUGCAAAAGUUGCGGUGGAAAUCUUGGAGUCAUUUGCAUAUACCGCAAUUUGGAAUUUCCAGUUCCAAAAAUUGAGAACUUUCUGGUCGUUGAUAGAAAUGGCAGGCAAAACACGUGCAAGAAAUGGAAGGGUGCUCCUUUUGUAGUUGAAAAGUUAAGUAAUGAGGAUUUCAAGGAAAUAUUGGAAGCUCGUGGAGCAACAGGGGAUUUGUAGAAUCUUGAAACACCAACUACCUGUGUUUGUGUUAGUGUCAUGUUGUGCCACUUCUUUUGUACGUGGAGUUUGAUUUGAAACAUCAUGUUAGUUUUUGAAAUGUUAGUAAAGGAAACAUCAUGUUUGUUUUUGAAACAUCAUGUUAGUAUUUAAAAAAGCAUGCUUGUUUGUGAUACCAAGUGCAGAAGUUUUUCUUUUGAAAACCUAGAAAUAAUAUGUGUAUAUUAGUAAAUGAAAUCCAAUCAUUAUUAAAAGAUGAAUAUUUAUUUUUAUUGUGUAAUAUGAUGUCAAAUAGUAUUUAUUUUUGUUUAGUUAUUGAUCAUUAAUCACUUUGUGCAUCACAUUAAAUACGAUUAAUAACAACUGAAAGAUAAAUGACCAUUAAUGUUCCCGUGUCCUUGCAGACAUAUUACAAUGGACAGGACAACGUUGUUCUAAUUUCAGUAAGAACUUCAUAUUUACUAUAAAACACAUUUCUGCCUGUUGUAGUUCCACGGCCUUGCUUCUCCUUGUCUCUAGCCAUACCGUCAUAACAAUUCACGUCUAGUCUUGAACUUUGUGCUUCUUUAUCAUUUCAAUCACAUGUAAUUCAAAUUAUUUGUAAUCUCGUAUUUCCAUUUUGAUUUAUUAUGUUUGGCGUUGUGUUUAUAUUCCUGAUGCACGUUCUGGUUUCAGCUGUUACUAACAACGAUGCAUGAUGAUAAAUAUUGUUGUUAUAAAUACAAUACAAGUAUUAUAUAUUUGUUUUGAUUUUUUAAGUAAUUUUCAUUAGCAGAAUAUUAUGUUUAAUAAUUGUUUUGUUUUAUUGAUCAAACUUAUGAUUUGAGUAUUUAAAUUGAGCGCUUUAUAUUUGUUAGAAAUAAAACAUA
Molecule: messenger RNA, 4707 nt
Organism: Mya arenaria
Lineage: Eukaryota; Metazoa; Mollusca; Bivalvia; Myida; Myidae
Product: ATP-dependent RNA helicase DHX58-like
Exons: 21
Coding region: 185-3838 (1217 amino acids)
Cellular component (GO): cytoplasm
Molecular function (GO): ATP binding; DNA binding; hydrolase activity
Source: RefSeq, a predicted model, not a curated record